AUGGUUCUGUACAACACAAGUGAUGUGUUUAACCCAGUAAUGCCUGACCUCGGCAGUGUGGAUGGGUUGGUUACCAUCAAGCUGAAAGAACUGAAACUGCGUUCAAUAGACAUAGAGCAGGAAGAUCGGAUCAAGUUUGUGGGCGACAUCGACAAGAACAACAUCUCGUUGCUUCUGGACCAGGUGGAUUUCGAGGAUUCGGGUUUGUACACCUGCUCUUUCAAGAACCCCAACGAGAGAAACCAGAUUGUGAAUGCCACCAUCAAGCUGAUCAUCGUGAGCGAGUUUGCCAAAGUGGACAACACGUUGACUUUCAUGAUCUUGGCUGGGAUCGGAGCGUUUCUAGGGUUAAUCAUCGUCAUUCUGAUUAUUAAGAAGCUUGUAGUCUUUUUAAUUAAGCGAGUUGGAAAAAAGAAUGAGUGCCUGGUUAACUCCUCCGCCCACGACAACACCGACAACGGACAUUACGGUUCCAACACCGACCUUAAAAGCCGGCCGAAGGCGUGAAGACCCCACAAACAGCCAGCUUACUGACAGCCAGCCUCUCAUGCUUAGAAAUAAUGGGGAUGUGUCUGUGGCUCACACUAACACAGUGCACAAGGUAACCCGCCACACACUUACUAGACAAAGCCCUAAUGAAAUGGGGGCAAGCAUGUAAUCAGGUCUGUGUGUGUAUGUGGGGUGGGGGGAGGGUGGGGUUUGGGUGGGAUCUGCUUUGGAAUGGAGCUAUAGGGAGCUCAGCUGGGAUUUGCUCAGGCACACCACAAAAAUAUUGUCUGCAAAGCCCCCACCCCUCCAUACGCCCCCACCACUCCAUACACCACUCC
Molecule: messenger RNA, 827 nt
Organism: Callorhinchus milii (elephant shark)
Lineage: Eukaryota; Metazoa; Chordata; Chondrichthyes; Chimaeriformes; Callorhinchidae
Product: sodium channel subunit beta-4
Exons: 4
Coding region: 1-507 (168 amino acids)
Biological process (GO): cardiac muscle cell action potential involved in contraction; regulation of ventricular cardiac muscle cell membrane repolarization; regulation of sodium ion transmembrane transporter activity
Cellular component (GO): membrane; voltage-gated sodium channel complex
Molecular function (GO): sodium channel regulator activity; transmembrane transporter binding
Source: RefSeq, a predicted model, not a curated record